AUGAACACCACUGUGCAACUCUCUCAGCUUGGCUCAAAAUCUUGGGCAUGCCUCGCAGCGGGACAUCUCGAUUACCUUGCCUGCUGUCAUCUACGUGAUCAAGUCAUCAUGGAAGCUUACAUUACAUCUCGCGCGUCUUCCGCCCCCCGAGCUAUUCCCGAAUACCCUGUCAACUCCUGA
Plenodomus lingam JN3 is the source of this 180-nucleotide messenger RNA. Lineage: Eukaryota; Fungi; Ascomycota; Dothideomycetes; Pleosporales; Leptosphaeriaceae. The record is from RefSeq and is a predicted model, not a curated record.